Messenger RNA from Magnusiomyces paraingens, 2154 nucleotides. RefSeq lists its product as uncharacterized. NCBI's taxonomy places the organism in Eukaryota, Fungi, Ascomycota, Dipodascomycetes, Dipodascales, Dipodascaceae. The transcript has a single exon. The record is from RefSeq and is a predicted model, not a curated record. The coding region runs from base 1 to 2154 and encodes 717 amino acids.
AUGAAUAAUGUCGCUGGAACCCUUUCAAGUGCCUCUUCAACUCGCUCGGAUUAUUCCGCAGCUUCUUCACUCCAUGGACUCCACCAAACCUCUUCGGCACACUCCUCCCACUCUAUAAACUCAUCUUCUCAUGUCCAAACAACCUCUCCUUCUUCCUCCUCUCACGGCCGGCGCAGUAGCCGCAACAGCACCUCCCGCAACAGCCUAUCCGGUGCAUGGUCCGCAAUUCAAACAACCCUUAGCGGAGGCUCCUGCUCAUCCUCAGAGUCGUACCGACGCACCCCACCGCCAGAGUACGGCGCAGACUAUACGGUCGAGCCGUACACUCUACGCAACAAAAUCCCUCAGAUGAUGAAAUUCUCACUGUCGGGCGGCGCACACACCAAGGUCUACGAGAAUGGUGAAGUCAUCAUCGGCACCUUGCUGGUCGCACCAAACAGAGAUGUCAAAGUGUCGACGCUGACUGUGACGUUGGAAAUGGAGGAAGAUACCUCCCACGCUACCUGGGCUCGUGAAAAGCACCUCAACCGCAGAGUCAGACUUAAAACACACCGCAUCACAAACCUUCCGCAAGAUGGAAUUGUUCGUAACAAUAUGCUCUACUCCAUUCCAUUCUCUAUUGAAAUCCCAGAAUUCCUUGACCCCUCCGCUUGCUUGGAUGUGGCCAAAACUGACCUGACUGUUAGUGACUACCAUACCAGACUACCGCCAACCCUCGGUGUCCCCCCAGAAUACUCGGUCCCGGCGCUGGACGUCCCGGGCAAUGUGGCUCGAAUCACUUAUACUCUCACUGCAACCCUCAAGUCCAUGACCUCUAACACAAACCUUUCGUAUGUUGUGUCAUCGAUUGGCCGUCAUCUUACCAUCAUUCCAUCCUAUGCUGUGUCUCCGGAAGUUUUGAUCCCCCCAGCACAGCCUUUCAAGUCAUUUUUGGAAAUCACCAAACGCACAGGCAAACUUGCCUCUUCUCGGACCCCCGUUGGAGUCGCCCAGCUGGCUUUUGAACAUUACCCAGUCCUGGCAUUGUCUCCAGACAGAGUCUCCAUGCUACCACUUUCCCUCAAGUUUUAUCCCAGUUCCGUGGUACCUGCAGGUGAAUCCCUUGAAGGUAUUAGUAGCAGCAGUGAUGCGGCGGCAGCGGCUAUUAAUAAUAAAAAUAAUCAGCCGACAACUAAAACUACAACAACAACAACAACAACUACUAAUACGCUUCACUCGGCUACUUCACCAAUUUAUGGAUACCCGCCGCCUGUACGCAAAAUCUCCGUUUAUCUCAAGGCCCGCACCGUUUAUUCCAACGACGCUUCCUUCAAGUAUCUCCCUUCCAACCUCGACCUCAUCAAGCCAGUUCAAAUUGAGCCGGUAUCCAGCGAGGUUCUUAACCCGGUGCGUGGCAUUGGUGUCAAUGCCCAUGUUGGAGCACGGACGCAUCUUUUCCCCCAAGGCUUCAAGGAGCUAGUACAUCCGCUUUUAGUGACUCAACUAAGCCAGUCUUGCGGGUUCCGCUGGCCGGAUACCCCAUCAGUUCUUCCAAGUGGGAAAAAGGUGGCUGGUUCAUCAGGCAAAAGCCCACGCAAGUUGGUUUACUCAGCAGACUUUGCUAUUCCUCUCGUCACCUCAACGGCCAUGGAAAAGGCUCUAAUUCCAACGUACCAUUCAUGCUACACUAUGCGCGACUAUACCCUCGUGGUUUGCGUCGAGUUCCCGGCUGCAAACGUAUUGACCAUUGAGGUCCCCGCAGUAUUGGUUAAAAACCCUACAGAUCUUUUCCCUAACUACACUCCUGGGUACUCUGCUACCGCAGAUGCAGAGGAAAACCUGGGCGACGAUAAGAAGACCAAGACGAAGAAAAAGGUCAAGCCAGUGGCCAAGGUCGUCAUGGAGGGGAAAAGGUCCUUGCGGGUCAUGGGCUCUUCCUCUUCUACCUCGUUGUCUCCGUCAUCCUCUGCAUCCGCGUCUGCAUCCGCAUCCGCAUCCGCAUCUGCAUCUGCAGCGCCCCCUUAUUCUUUAAAGUCUUUGAAUGGUCCUGGCUCGCUGUCAUCAUCAUCAUCACAAAAGGCAUUUGCUUCUUUAGAAGACGAUGUCAUGAUUGUAGAUGCUUUUGAGCGUAAACGGGCUCACAAGUUAAUUACUCCGGGCAAUUUUUUCCCAUGA